Coccinella septempunctata (seven-spotted ladybird) is the source of this 999-nucleotide messenger RNA. It is a transcript of the gene Yippee, whose product is annotated as protein yippee-like 5. The transcript has 4 exons. The coding region runs from base 160 to 507 and encodes 115 amino acids. Lineage: Eukaryota; Metazoa; Arthropoda; Insecta; Coleoptera; Coccinellidae. The record is from RefSeq and is a predicted model, not a curated record.
CUACUUAUGCUAGCGAAUGUCAACUGCUGUGCUGGUUUAUCAGCUGUUCUUUGUUUACUUUCAGCUUCCAGUCCUUAAUUGUUCAGGAGGAUAAUUGUCAAUUCAUAGCAGAAUUUAUCUCUUGAUAGAAAGUGACAGUUACACCUUGAUCAUUCCAAAAUGGGUAGAAUCUUUCUAGAGCAUAUGGGUGGUAAUCGCAUUUUUGCAUGUGCCAGAUGUGAUACACACUUGACAAAUAGAGGUGAAUUAAUAAGCACCAGGUUUACUGGAGCCACUGGACGUGCCUUCUUAUUCAACAAAGUGGUUAAUUUAACAUACAGCGAGAAUCACGACCGAGUGAUGUUGACUGGCCGACAUAUGGUAAGGGAUGUAUUUUGCAAAGCCUGUAGCACAAAGUUGGGUUGGAUGUAUGAAUUUGCUACGGAAGAAAAUCAGCGAUACAAAGAAGGUCGUGUAAUCUUAGAAAGAGCACUUGUUACUGAAUGCGAUGGAAUGGAGGAGAGAUAAAGAACUGAUUAUUUUAUGUAUAUUUGUACCUCAUAAAUUUUUGACUUUUGAUAACUACUUAUAAGGUAGAAUUAAGCUUUUAAUUUUUUAGAGGAUAUUGUACACACAAAGGAUUUUGUAUUAAAUACUAUAUAAGAAAUUGAAGUAAUGUCCCUAAUUCAAUGUUGAUGAAAUUCUUUUUAUCACAGAGAAUUUUGAUGAUUGAUUUUUUUAUAUUGUGACAAAAGGUGUGUCUAUAAAUAGAAUAUUUUAUUUGUUGGUGACUUCAUUUUGGGAUUAAAUUAGUUUGCUUUUUCCCGUGAAAUGAAUUUUGUUUAAUUUCAAGUAGAACAUGUUGUCUUAGCAGGUGAAAUGUUGAGUGUUAUUUACUUUUUAAUAUAGUAGUAAUGUAGUCUAUCCCCAAUUUUGUAUUAAUUGAUUGUUUUGAUGUUAUAAAUACAUAGAUGUCCAAUAUACAUUCAUUAUGUGUGAAUAAACUGAUAUAACAAAGAA